Molecule: messenger RNA, 148 nt
Organism: Thamnophis sirtalis
Lineage: Eukaryota; Metazoa; Chordata; Lepidosauria; Squamata; Natricidae
Source: RefSeq, a predicted model, not a curated record
GGACGCCUCUUGAACCUCAGCUGUUCCACAGUGCCAACCUUCGUGCUGUCCAUCACAGCCACCACUCAGGCGCUGGCCUUGAUAGAGCUGUACAAUGCCCCCGAGGGCCGUUACAAGCAGGACGUCUACCUCCUGCCCAAGAAAAUGG